This is a messenger RNA of Puma concolor (puma), 546 nucleotides long. Lineage: Eukaryota; Metazoa; Chordata; Mammalia; Carnivora; Felidae. The record is from RefSeq and is a predicted model, not a curated record.
ACCGGCACCUUCGUCAUGGCCAUUGGCUUCGUGGGCUGCAUCGGGGCCAUCAAGGAGAACAAGUGCCUGCUGCUCACCUUCUCAUUGUUGCUGGUGGUCUGGAUGAGGGAGGCAGGGCUGGCCGUGGGGAUGGCCCUGCUGACCCCGCUGCACCUGCAGAUCGACAGGUACGCCCAGCGAGACCUUAAGAAGGGUCUGCACCUGUAUGGCACCCCAGGAAACGUGGGCCUCACUAAUGCCUGGAGCAUCAUCCAGACCGAUUUCCGCUGCUGUGGGGUCUCCAACUACACCGACUGGUUCGAGGUCUAUAAUGCCACCCGUGUGCCCGACUCCUGCUGCCUGGAGUUCAGUGACAGCUGUGGACUCCACGCACCUGGCACCUGGUGGAAGGCGCCGUGUUACGAGACUGUGAAGAUGUGGCUCCAGGAGAACCUCCUGGCUGUGGGUAUCUUCGGGCUGUGCACGGCACUGGUACAGAUCCUGGGUCUGACCUUCGCCAUGACCAUGUACUGCCAGGUGGUGAAGGCUGAUACCUACUGUGCGUAG